AUGGCGGACUCCUCAGGACGCGUACCUGGGAAGUCUGCUGCGGCUGCUUCCGCCGCCCCUGGUGGCACCAAGGCAAAAGGGAAGAGAGUACAAGGAGGAAGAGUGGUCAAGUCCCGAUACCUGCAGUAUGAGAAGAAAACCAGAAAGGAUCCUGCUGCAGAUGCAGCAAAAGCCCGCGGGAAGGCGCCUGAAGGGGGAAGGAAAGGCAGCACGCUCCAGAAGAGCAGAGUGGACAACAGCAGCAUCACUCAGGGGAACCUGCAGUCCACCGUGUUGGAAGGGCAUGGCACAGCCCCGCCUGACCUGGACCUGGACCUCUCUGCCAUUAACGAUGAAAGCAUGUUCAGAAAGACUCCACAACUGGAAAAGACAAUGUCAAAGAAAACCAGGUUGACCACACUUAGUGCCCCGCAGAGAAAGAGCCCAGAAGUUGUGGAGGUGAUAGACAUGAUGGAGUCCGAGACGUUGCUGCUGAGCCUGCUGACUGUGAAGAUGGAGAAUAGCCUGGCCGCGCUGGAGGACAAGGCGGAGAGGAAGCUGUGGACCAUGUGCAGGGAGCGCGAGCGGCUGCAGAGGCAGGCGGAUGAGCUGCGGCGCAGCCUGGCCCUGUGCGAGAGGAAGCGGGAGCUGGCGGCCAUCCUCGACACUCAGAUAGAGCUACUCAGCCCCUUCACGGCGGUGUCCAGACGCUUCCAGCAGCAGUACAAGGCCUUAGCCACAGCCCUGGACAGUACGAGGCACGAGCUACCCAUACAGUCCAUCCACCUGGAGAGAGACGGGCAGCAGCUCUUAGAUGCCCUGCAGCCUGAGCUGACGACCACCUGCCGGCUGCUGAGAGAACUUGGCUUUGACAGCUCGGAAGCAAACGGGCAGGCACUGGACUUCCUGAGCGAGCUCAGGGACAUCACAGUGAAGAAGGACCUUCAGCUGCGCAGGAGCUUCGCCCAGGUGAUGGAACUGUCUGCGGAGGCCAGCAAAGAGGCAGCGCUGAUGAACCAGGAGGUGUGGGAAGAGGCCGCGGGCCCGGACACCCCCAGCCAGUGGUACUUCAACCCAGAUGGCGCCGUCCCCUCUGUGGACAGUGAGCCACGUGGCCCGUGAGUCCACGCAGGCCUGAUCUUGAGCCAGCGACACCCCCUUCUCGUGGAUGGGAGGAAGCCCGUUUGUGUCUCUUACUCAGAAGACUUGUAGUGACCGUGUGUGACUGCGGGACCUUGGAGCACUUUCUUUGCAGCUCUGUAGUCGUUUUUGAGUGAUAGCCUUACUUCUUGUUUGAUGUGUAAAAAACAAAACUGUUUUCCAUCACAGCCUUUGUUUCUGUGGAAGGGACACUUGGGUGGUGGUUGUUGCUUCAAAUUCUUCUGUUGUAUCCCUUACGUGAAAUGCUG
Messenger RNA from Castor canadensis (American beaver), 1388 nucleotides. RefSeq names its product HAUS augmin like complex subunit 8 (gene Haus8). Lineage: Eukaryota; Metazoa; Chordata; Mammalia; Rodentia; Castoridae. The record is from RefSeq and is a predicted model, not a curated record.